AUGGUGACAGAGGAGGAGGUGGAGGCCAUCGGCCGGACGCUGGUGGACGCGGCCCAGCCCCUGCCCGCCCGGUUCCGGGCUCUCUUCACCCUACGCAACCUGGGCGGCCGUGCGGCCGUGGACUGGAUCAGCCGUGCCUUCGAGGAUGGCUCUGCGCUGCUGAAGCAUGAGCUGGCAUACUGCUUGGGCCAGAUGCAGGAUGAAGCGGCCAUCCCUGUGCUCAUCCGGGUGCUGGAGGACACCGGCCAGGAGCCCAUGGUCAGGCACGAGGCGGGUGAAGCCCUGGGUGCUAUUGGGAAUCCUGAUGUCCUGGAUAUACUGAAACGCUAUUCAGAGGAUCCCGUGGUUGAGGUGGCAGAGACGUGUCAGCUGGCAGUGAGGAGGCUGGAGUGGCUGCAGAACAAGCAGGAGCCGGGUGCCAGCCCCUACCUCUCCGUGGAUCCUGCUCCCCCUGCUGAGGAGACGGACAUCGCCAAACUCCGUGAAACCCUCCUGGAUGAGUCACGCACGCUGUUCGACCGCUACAGGGCCAUGUUUGCCCUGCGAAACCUGGGGGGUCAGGCUGCUGUGCUGGCGCUGGCAGACGGAUUGCACUCCGGCAGUGCCCUCUUCCGCCACCGCACGGAGAACCCCAUGGUGCGCCACGAGUGCGCCGAGGCCCUGGGUUCCAUCGCCCGUCCCUCCUGCCUGGAGACCCUGCGUGCCUUCGCCCGCGACGAGGAGCGGGUGGUGCGGGAGAGCUGCGAGGUGGCACUGGACAUGUACGAGUAUGAGAACGGUGCCCAGUUCCAAUACGCUGAUGCGCUCUGCAAGCUGCAGGCCUCUGCCUGA
Messenger RNA from Cariama cristata (Red-legged seriema), 831 nucleotides. RefSeq names its product deoxyhypusine hydroxylase/monooxygenase (gene DOHH). The transcript is spliced from 5 exons. Gene Ontology annotation, molecular function: deoxyhypusine monooxygenase activity. The record is from RefSeq and is a predicted model, not a curated record. Lineage: Eukaryota; Metazoa; Chordata; Aves; Cariamiformes; Cariamidae. The coding region runs from base 1 to 831 and encodes 276 amino acids. Gene Ontology annotation, biological process: peptidyl-hypusine biosynthetic process.